This is a messenger RNA of Lactuca sativa (garden lettuce), 628 nucleotides long. Its product is annotated as auxin-induced protein 15A. Lineage: Eukaryota; Viridiplantae; Streptophyta; Magnoliopsida; Asterales; Asteraceae. The record is from RefSeq and is a predicted model, not a curated record. Gene Ontology annotation, biological process: response to auxin.
UAUAUAUACGUAUGUGUGUGUGAUCCCGCAUUUAAUGCUCGAAUAAGCUCUAUGCUCAGAGAUAUUCAACCUCAACACUAUAUAUAAUCUACCCAUCUCCAUACCAACAACACAGCUUUACUCACACACACAGAGGCCUAUAUCCAUACUACACACAUACAUAUAUAUACAUUAUAAAUAUGAUGAGAGGGAAAGCUUUGAAAUCGUUGACUAAAAAGUGGAAAAAGAUGAAUGAUGGAGGAGUUAUUCCUUCAUCUACAAACUGUGACAAGUGUUGUCAAUGGGCACUUAAUUGGGCUUCAUCAUCCAUGCGUGAAGAGGAAGAAGCUUCGAUUCCAAGAGAUGUCCCAAAGGGUCAUUUGGUGGUGUACGUGGGAAAAAACCAGAGGAGGUUUGUGAUCAAGGUGAAAUUACUGAAACACCCUCUCUUCAGCGCUUUGUUGGAUCAAGCUCGUGAAGAAUACGACUUCAGUACUGAGUCCAGACUCACUAUUCCAUGUGAUGAGGACAUGUUCCUCAGCGUAGUUCAAUGUGCCAUGUCCCCACAGGAUCGAAGGAUCCCUCUGUGCCUUUGACUUUCGUUGAGUCUAAGAAAUUGGAAUUUAUGCAAGAUUAUAAUCAUUAUAUA